AUGCCCCUAACAACCUACCACUACACCUGCGGCCACACCCGCCACGUCCAAGGCCGCGAAUGCUCCUGCAUCUACGACCAGCUCCUACGCAUCAACGAGCGCAGAACCUUCUACGAUCCAGACAUCCGCUACGUGCCCUUCAACUACAGCGGUAACUGCCGUCACAAUCGCGACGUGAUGCGGCCGCACGAGUGUCGAGAUUGUCGGCACUACCGCGAAAGGGAACGUGCUGCGAUCCGGGCGAGACUGCCGGAUACGUCGCGACGAUAUGGAUUGGCGGAUCUGGCAGGGAGGAGUGAUUUGGCGCCGUUCUUUUAUGAUUCGUAUCGGAGUGGGCCGUGGUGGUAUGGGCAUGGGUAUGGAGGUCGUGGACAAGGGUUUGGGAGUGGGAAGUGGAGGUGA
This is a messenger RNA of Fulvia fulva, 402 nucleotides long. RefSeq lists its product as uncharacterized. Bases 1 to 402 code for a protein of 133 amino acids. Lineage: Eukaryota; Fungi; Ascomycota; Dothideomycetes; Mycosphaerellales; Mycosphaerellaceae. The transcript has a single exon. The record is from RefSeq and is a predicted model, not a curated record.